AUGCCUCUUCCGCCCCGGAUCGCGCGAGCAAGAAGGGACGCCCGCGCGAAAAAGGCAAAGGCGUUCCUGAACAAGACUGUUCCCCUGGUCCUUCAAUCCAAUGCCCGCGCGAGAAGAGGAGUAGAAGCAGCCUGUCUCGUCGUCGAUCCUCCCAAGUGCAAAUCCUCCCAGGAAGCUGUCCGGCGUGACGGACCCUCCGGAAAGACUUUGCCAAAAGAUGCCGGGCCCGAGCCGUCGACUGUGGCUAUCCGCAUCACCCUCCGGGUUACGGAUACCCUCGAAGCAGCAUCCCGGCUUAUGCCUCGCGUGGCCGUCCUCAACAUGGCCAGUCCCUUGCGCCCUGGCGGUGGCAUUUUGACCGGUGCCACGUCGCAGGAGGAAUGCCUCUGCGGGCGUACGACGCUAUAUCCUUCUCUGCGGGAGGAUUUCUACCGUCUCCCCGAUGUAGGAGGCGUGUAUACGCCCGACGUGCUUGUUGUCAGGAGCUGGGAUCCACAGGGCGAUGAUCUCCCCGUCUCGAAGAGGUUUUUCGUGGAUGUGGUCACAGCGGCCAUGUUGCGGAUGCCGGAUGUGGAGGGGAAUGUGUACGUGGAAGAUAAGGAUAAGGAAAUAGUCCUCAGGAAGAUGAGAGCUGUGAUGAGGAUGGUUAAGGGGAGGGGAGUUGACAGGCUCGUGCUGGGGGCUUGGGGAUGCGGUGCGUAUGGAAAUCCAGUCAGAGAAAUCGCGAGAGCGUGGAAGAAGGUCUUGUGUGGAAGAAAAGGGAAGGACAAAGAUGAUGGAGAGGGAUGGGAUGGUUUGGAGGUUGUGUUUGCCAUCAAGGACCGCAGAAUGGCAGACAUAUUUGCGACUGAGUUUGGAGGUGGACUGAUUGUUGAGGAGAAUGAUGCCGAAGAAGAAGCUGAGGAAGUGAAACAGUAA
Metarhizium robertsii ARSEF 23 is the source of this 918-nucleotide messenger RNA. RefSeq lists its product as uncharacterized. The record is from RefSeq and is a predicted model, not a curated record. Bases 1 to 918 code for a protein of 305 amino acids. Lineage: Eukaryota; Fungi; Ascomycota; Sordariomycetes; Hypocreales; Clavicipitaceae. The transcript has a single exon.